UGAUUUCUGUCAGUGUAAAGUCCCGGCUGAACAUCCCCGGAGCCUCCCUCUCUGUACCGAGAACAGAAAGUGAAAACCUGUGGAGAAAACUGCAGAAAGAGCAGGGAAGAUGAGCACCGGAACGGGCAUUGAUUACAGCGCCUGGGAUCACGUGUACGUGUCGGACGAUGAAGACGUGACCAGUCCGUACGUGGACACGCCGAGCCUGUACAGGAUGAGACACCGGGUCAGAAUCUCGUAGUAGCUGUGGUGUUUGUUAUCUGGUUAGUUCUACCAGUAGACGUGAGUAGUACACAAACAACUGAGGAGCCGAUGCACUGACACGACACCAACAGGCCCGUCUGGAGAGGAUGGUCGAGUUUCAGCAGAGAGGGGAAGACCUGGAGAACAACAUAUCAGAGUGCAAGAGGUUAUUAGAGGCAGCCCAGGGACGACUCAAAGAGCUGGAAGAUGGAGAGAAAGAGGGAGAGGAGGAUGAGGAGGGACAGGCUGAGCUGAAGAAUGUCCAGGCCGAGGUGAAAAAACUGAAGAAGGAUGAAAAGUCAUUUCAGAAAAUGUUCGAAGAAUACCAGCGAGAAAAAAAGAGACUGCCCUGGGACGUUGACAAUAUCAGCAAAGACGGUUUCAGUAAGAGUGUACUCAACAUCAAGCCUCUAACAAAGGAGGAAACGGAGAAGGAAAAGGUGGAGAAGCACAAGACCUUUGUGGAGAAGUAUGCCAAGGAAAUCAAACACUUUGGAAUGCUGCGGCGCUGGGACGACAGUCAGAAGUAUCUGUUAGACAAUCCUCAUCUGGUGUGCGAGGAGACGGCUAACUGCCUCGCUGUCAUCUGUAUGGACUUUGAGAUAGAUGAGAAACAUGCUCUGAUGGAGCAGGUGGCCCACCAGACCAUCGUCAUGCAGUUCAUCCUGGAUCUGGCCCGGACGCUUAAAGUCGACGCGAGAGGCUGCUUCAGAGAAUUCUUCUCAAAGAUCAAGACUGCAGACAAGCCGUACCAGGACGCGUUCGACCAGGAGCUGGAUAUGCUGAAGGAGCGGAUCCGCCGCUGUGCUCGGGCUCGGAUGGAGAACACGAUGAAGGAGCUGGAGGAAGAAGAGAGGCAGAAGAGACUCGGACCCGGUGGUUUAGACCCCGUGGAGGUCUACGAAUCACUGCCAAAGGAAGUCCAGAAGAGCUUUGAUGAGAAGAACAUCCAUUUGUUGCAGGAAGCUAUGAGCAGACUGGACUUUGAGGAAGGAAAAUACCACCUCAGGAGAUGUAUUGACUCUGGACUCUGGGUGCCUGAAUCACGGGAGGGUGACGAUGAAGAAGAGGAUGAAGAGGAAGAUGAUGAGGAAGAAGAUUCAUAAAAGAAGGAAAAACAUACCUUGUUUGAUGACAAUCAUGCUUUGUAUAUCAAACAUAAUGGAUGCAUACCGUAUGAAAUAUGGGUCACAUGACUAAAAUAAGGAAGAUUUGAAGUGAAAGACAAACAAAUUUACUUCUUCUUUUUCCAAUUUGAACUUGAUGCAACCAAGUUAACAAAAAACUCUAAAGAAGUAGUUUCUUUUUUAGUCAAGUUUUAUCUGAUUUGAUGUUGCAGGCGUUUGACUCUGUCUCUUCACAUCUCUGAAGGUGACGAUAACAGCUUGAAAGAUCAGUUAACAGAAGAGCCACAGACUCAUCUGGCUUUUGAGGGUAACACAAAUACAGACCUGAGGAGAAGCUGCAACAACUGAGACAUUGGCUUAACCAUCUGAGAUAUGAGAAACUAAAAAAAAACACUUAAAAAAAUCGUCAAAAUGACUUUUAAAAAAGACUGCUUUAUGUUUAAACUAGAUGUAGCAGCACAGAUGAAACUAUCCGCUUGCAUCUGUUGUCAUACUGCGGUCAACAGCACCAUCUCAUGUCUGCUUUGGGACAGACAUCCCAUAAACUACAUCAGCAUCAUGUAAGUCAAACACCAGUUCAUCUAGUUUCCUCACUUUAUUCAGGUUUUAUUCUGGCAAACAGUUUGAUUAAAAAAAACAGAAAAUGUUUAAAAACCUUCAGCUAGAAAGUUGUUAUUAUUUCUGUGUGAAAAAAGGAGGAAAUUAUUGUAAUUAUUAUCAAGGUAGUUGCAGAUUAAUCUCCUGUCAAUGGCUAAUAAAUAGUUUAAGAAUUGUCUCAACUCUUCCAGUACAUUUGUUUGAAUGUAUUUUAACUUUGCUGCUUUCUCAUGUGACAUUUGUUGUAAUUGUCGUCUAAUGUUUUCAACUAGAGGUUUUAUUUUGUAUUUACUUCCUCAUUUGUUAGACUGUAUAUUUAAUGUGUUGUAGAUGUGUAAAAUAAA
Messenger RNA from Eleginops maclovinus (Patagonian blennie), 2311 nucleotides. It is a transcript of the gene cdc37, whose product is annotated as cell division cycle 37 homolog (S. cerevisiae). Gene Ontology annotation, molecular function: protein kinase binding; heat shock protein binding; protein-folding chaperone binding. Gene Ontology annotation, biological process: protein stabilization; protein folding. The coding region runs from base 351 to 1349 and encodes 332 amino acids. The record is from RefSeq and is a predicted model, not a curated record. The transcript has 8 exons. NCBI's taxonomy places the organism in Eukaryota, Metazoa, Chordata, Actinopteri, Perciformes, Eleginopidae. Gene Ontology annotation, cellular component: cytoplasm.